AUGUCCGACCCGCCAGAGGAUUUGCCCAACGAGGUCGUCAUCGACGACGAGGACCUCCGUCCGGGCGCGAGGCGCCAGUCGACCAGCUCGGUGGGCAGUAGCUGGAGUAGGAGACACAGCCAUUAUGAUUCUCAGAGAAUCAGCCACCGCUCGCGGGCGACCUCCACCGGUAGCCAGGCCCGCUCCUCCACCAAGUCGAAGGGAAAACGCGCGAGCUAUCAGCAGCCCAGUGACUAUGGGAACAUUGACGAGACGGCCGUGCCGCCUCCCGUCCCGCCGCGAGAGGGAGGACCACACCUGGAGGACGUGCCAGAUAACCCUGCUACUCAAUCCUCCUCAUCCCGGCCCAUCAGGAACUUUAGCCAGCCGUACCGAGGCCAUCGCAGGCGGUCAAGUGGUGCAAACCCGCGUGAGCAGGACUUGACCGAAGUGUCUGCCUUGCCUCCGCUUCCAAGCACGAAUCGUGCGUCCGGCACAGGGGCGCACAAGGACAUGUCGACGACGGGGAAGCAGACUCUCGACACAGAACGAGGCGAUUACUUAUCCGAAGGCGCCUCCGCCGAGCCGCGGCCAUUCUCUUCGCGGUAUCCGGAUGAAUUCCUCCCUAAACAACCGCCGGUGCCCAGAUGGUUGACAGAGCUCUAUACCGUCUCGUACCUCAUCUUCUUCUCCAUACUCGGCACUCUAGCGCGUCUUGGAGUGCAAUGGAUCGCUUUCUAUCCAGGUGCGCCCAUCACGACUCCUGUGGUAUGGGCCAACAUGGCAGGCUCCAUGAUCAUGGGCUUCCUGUCCGAGGACCAAGCACUGUUUCGAGACAAGUCUCACCAUGAUAUUCUCACCGAGAAGCGCCAAGGAGGACCAGGCCCCGCUACCAUCGACAAGGCCGCACUGACGAAGCACAAGAAGACGAUUCCACUCUACAUCGGUCUUGCCACGGGCUUCUGUGGCAGCUUUACAUCCUUCUCCAGCUUCGCGCGGGACUUCUUCCUUGCGCUGUCUAACAGUCUGCCUGCGCCGAUCUAUCACACAUUCACAUCCGAGGCAGGCGCCGUAUUACCAUCAGCCACCGUUGCACGGAAUGGCGGCUACUCCUUUGAGGCACUCUUAGCCGUCAUCAUCUACACAAUCGCUCUCUCCCUCGGCGGCCUCAUAGCCGGUGCCCAUCUCGCCGUCUUCCUAGAAGACAUCACACGCCCCAUCCCCACAAAUGUCGUGCGCAAAUUCCUCGACCCAACGAUGCUUUUCCUCGGCUUCGGAUGCUGGCUCGGCGCCGUGCUCCUGAGCAUCUUCCCCCCAGACCGCUCGUCCCGACCCAUCGAGACCUGGCGCGGCGACGUCCUCUUCGCCCUCGUCUUCGCCCCCCUCGGCUGUCUGCUCCGCUUCUACGCCUCGCUGCACCUCAACGGGAUCGUGCCCUUCUUCCCCCUCGGCACCUUCGCGGUCAACAUGUUCGGCACCGCCGUCGAGGGCAUGUGCUACGACGUGCAGCACGUCCGCGUCGGCAGCAUGGGCGUCGUCGGCGGCGGACGCGUCGGCUGCCAAGUCCUGCAGGGCGUCCAGGAUGGCUUCUGCGGGUGUCUGACGACCGUGAGCACGUGGGUCUCCGAGGUGAAUGGGUUGAAGCGCAGGCAUGCCUAUGUCUACGCUUUGGCGACUGUUGGAGGCGGGUUGUGUUUGAUGGUGGUUAUCAUGGGGAGCGUGCGGUGGACGGUGGGGUAUGCUGCGCCGGUUUGCAAUGUUGGAUACCCGAACAAAGUUCAUGGAUGA
Messenger RNA from Lecanosticta acicola, 1767 nucleotides. The record is from the annotation of a GenBank genome assembly. Lineage: Eukaryota; Fungi; Ascomycota; Dothideomycetes; Mycosphaerellales; Mycosphaerellaceae.